Messenger RNA from Scophthalmus maximus (turbot), 6222 nucleotides. RefSeq names its product neurotrophic tyrosine kinase, receptor, type 2b (gene ntrk2b). Gene Ontology annotation, molecular function: ATP binding; brain-derived neurotrophic factor binding; brain-derived neurotrophic factor receptor activity. The transcript has 18 exons. Gene Ontology annotation, cellular component: signaling receptor complex; axon; plasma membrane. Bases 580 to 2952 code for a protein of 790 amino acids. NCBI's taxonomy places the organism in Eukaryota, Metazoa, Chordata, Actinopteri, Pleuronectiformes, Scophthalmidae. The record is from RefSeq and is a predicted model, not a curated record. Gene Ontology annotation, biological process: regulation of phosphatidylinositol 3-kinase/protein kinase B signal transduction; cellular response to brain-derived neurotrophic factor stimulus; trans-synaptic signaling by neuropeptide, modulating synaptic transmission.
GGGGAUGGCUCGGGGAGCUGCGCUCGUCCUCGUCGAUAAUCGAUAGACGGAUGCAGGUAUAGCCUUCCUCCCUACACACGCAGCAGCAUCCCCACGCAUCCUUACUCCACUGUGGAGCCUCUCUUCUUCUUCCCUCCCCAUCGCCACACACAGGAGGACAAAAAAAAAAAAACCGCUCGCGAGGGGGCCUCGCCUAUUGAUCUCUAAACAUCUGGAACACCUCAUAUUUGUUUUACAAGGCAGAGGCGAACAGUCUGUGCCCGAGACAGAGGAGUGAGGCAGCAGCAGCAGCAGCAGCAGCAGCAGGACGGAGCACUUGACACCUUGCUUCACGGCAUCGAUAUGCAGUAGCGUGAUACCAGCUCUGCGGAGACGGGAAGGCCAGUCCAUGGCAUCUUGAUAUCACAACCGUGGGCUCUGCGCAUUCCUCACCGACGGCGUAGUCUCUCUCUUUUUUUCCUGCGGAGUCGGAAGGAUUAACUUGGCGAGAUAAAGGCGGCGAGGGAGGAAAUCUUGCGAAUAAAAUUCCAUUUGAUCCGAUUCUGUUUGGGGGAUUCGCGGGAGAUCAUUGGACCUGCGAUGGACUCCAGCGCGGGGGAAUAUGGCAUGGCUCGACUUGGAUUGUUUUUGGUUUUGAUGGGGCUGUGGAGGUCUAGCGAUGCCUGCCCCGCAUCCUGCACUUGCAGCAUCUCAAGGAUUGUUUGUAUUGAUUCUGUGCCGGGGAUCGAGGAUUUCCCCGUGCUCACGUUAGAUGACAUGGAGAACAUCACCGAGAUAUACAUUGCGAAUCAGAACAGACUGUUUGACAUUAACGACAACAGUUUGAGGCACUACAUAAACCUCAGAAACCUAACAGUGACGAAGACACGAUUGACAUCAAUAUCGUCAGAUGCAUUUUUCAAUAAUACAAGACUUCAAUAUGUAAAUCUCAGAGACAACAAUCUUUCGACCCUGUCAUGGAGAAUAUUUCAGAACUUUAACUCGACACUUCCGCUCGUCCUGUCUGGAAACCCUCUGGAUUGUGUUUGUGAGAACUUGUGGAUCAAACUGAGGAUCCAAGAAGAUGCCGAUAGUCAAGAUCUGAAAUGCACAGAUGACAGAGGAGAGACUUCGUCCUUUUCCACUCUCACUCCACCGGAUUGUGUGGUUCCCAGAGUAGAGGUCUCCCCGAAAAAUGUGACCAAGAUGCAGGGGAGUAAUGUCAAAGCUGUGUGCACCGCCACAGGCUCCCCUCUUCCUGAAAUCCUGUGGAACCUCGAUUUGCUCUCUAGCCACCAUGAGAUUGAUCCUCUGGAAACGCAGAGCACACUCACCUUGUCAGGCCUGUCUCCUGAUGAUAAUGGCAGGGUGAUCAUAUGCAGCGCUGAGAACAUGGUCGGUCAGAUGGAGGCCACCCUUCAGCUUAAUAUUCUCUUUGCCCCCACCAUCCAGCAGCUGCUGGAGCCAGAGCAGAACCACCACUGGUGCAUCCCGUUCAGCGUGACAGGGAACCCCAAGCCUGAGCUGCAAUGGUACCAUGACAAUGCGCCACUCGAGGAGCAGGACUACAUCCACACGCAGAUCCACCUGUCCACUGAAAAUGAAGACCACGGCUGCUUACAGCUGGUCAACCCCACACACAUUCACAAUGGCGUGUACAGGCUGGUGGCAAAGAAUAAGUUCGGCCGGGACGAGAAGAAGGUCUCUGCCCAGUUCAUCCACCCACCCGAAACAGGAGAAGGUCCCAACUACGACUAUGCUCCUGAUACCCCGCUCCUGGAUGACAGCGUUGCUGUGUAUGUAGUUGUGGGGAUCGCAGGAGUUGCCCUGACUGGCUGUGUUCUGAUGGUGAUCAUCCUGAAAUACGGAAGAAACACCAAGUUCGGUAUUAAAGGCUCCUCCUCAGUCAUCAGUAAUGACGAUGACUCUGCCAGCCCUCUUCAUCACGUCUCCAAUGGCAACAACACCCCGUCGUCGUCGGAGAUGGGUCCAGACGCAGUGAUCAUCGGGAUGACAAAGAUUCCUGUCAUUGAGAACCCACAGUACUUCCGCAACUCCGGCAGCAUGCUGAAAUCUGACACGUUUGUCCAGCACAUCAAGAGACACAACAUUGUCCUGAAGCGGGAGCUGGGAGAGGGAGCCUUCGGGAAGGUCUUCCUCGCCGAGUGCUACAACCUGACACCGGACCAGGAGAAGCUCCACGUGGCGGUCAAGACUCUGAAGGAGGCCAGCGAGAGCGGCCGGGCGGACUUCUACAGAGAGGCCGAGCUCCUCACCAACCUGCAACACGAACACAUUGUCACCUUCUAUGGCGUGUGUGUGGAGAGCGACCCACUCAUCAUGGUGUUUGAAUAUAUGAAACAUGGUGACCUAAACAAGUUUCUCAGGUCCCACGGUCCUGAUGCAGUGCUCAUGGCAGACGGUCAACACAGUAUCUUGGUGGAGCUCACCCAGUCCCAGAUGCUGCACAUUGCCCAACAGAUUGCUGCUGGCAUGGUCUACCUGGCCUCCCAGCACUUUGUCCACAGAGACUUGGCAACCAGGAACUGCCUGGUCGGGGAGAACCUGCUGGUCAAGAUAGGAGACUUUGGCAUGUCCAGAGAUGUUUACAGCACAGACUACUACAGAGUGGGCGGUCACACGAUGCUGCCGAUCCGCUGGAUGCCCCCAGAGAGCAUCAUGUACCGGCGGUUCACCACGGAGAGCGACGUGUGGAGCCUCGGCGUGGUGCUGUGGGAGAUCUUCACCUACGGCAAACAGCCCUGGUACCAGCUCUCCAACAACGAGGUGAUCGAGUGCAUCACCCAGGGCCGCGUGCUGCAGCGGCCCCGCACCUGCCCCAAAGAGGUCUACGAUCUGAUGCUGGGCUGCUGGCAGCGGGAGCCCUACAUGAGGCUGAACAUCAAGGAGAUCCACAGCAUGCUCCAGAGCCUCGCCAAGGCCUCGCCUGUGUACCUGGACAUACUGGGCUGAGGCACCGGCGUUUCCUGGAUGAAGUUUGCGUGUGUGUGUGUGUGUGUGUGCGUGCGUGCGUGCGUGCGUGCGAGCCGGGGCUUCGUGAGUGUUUGCGUGUCGGUCUGUUUUGGGCAGAAGAAGAGGGGGGGAAAGGAAGGUUGUGCGAAUGCGUCCAUGUACAGUACCUGGCUGUAAAUGUUACUGUAAAUGCUAUCGUCCGUGUCCUCAUCACAUCGAGAAAAGCCUUAAAAUGUCCAGCGAUUUUUCUUUGAAAUUUUCUGUACCUAUCCAUUUGCAGACGUUACACUGGCAUGUUUCACAUAUGGAAACCAAAAUGUACACAGGAUCAUGUCACUUUAUCCGAAAAUCAUCGACAUUCUUUACAUAAAUGUAAAAAUGGCAUCAAAAUAUGAGAAAACCCGAUAAGCAGACACUGAUUACCGGGUUAUUCUACAUCCAUACGGUAUGUGCAAAGAGAAAACAACGAUUCUCCUUUGAUGGACAGCGUUUGGACACGACUUUAUUGUAGAUAGAGCUUUCUCUUCUUUCAGCAGUGUCACAGAGCAACAUAUUCUGCCAGAAGAUAGAAUUAUUCAUGAAGUUAUGGCUGCUAAGCUUUUUGGUUUUGUUUUACAUGUCCCAGACUUUGUCGUGGGUUUAAAUGUUUUCAUGUCGAGCCGUCGAUUCAAAUCUGUGGUUUUUGAGUCAUCUGCACACGCUUGUUUGAAUUUUGAACACGUGUGUAUGUCAUUAUACACGUGUUUAAAAAACUGUGUAAAAAGACCCAUAUAGAUCCUCCUGGAUGUCUGUUAUAUAUAUACAUAACCUGCUACUGAAAGAUUUUCCUAAUGUGAAACCAGUGUUAAGGUUAAGAAACACAAGGGCAUACCGCAUUUAAGACGUUUUAUUGUUUUUGUUUGUUUAUGAAAUAAGGCCGUAAUCAUUUGUCAUAUUUUUCUGUAAAUACCUGUUCUUAUUUUACGCCUCAUUACACAAAGGUCAUCGGUAUUCACAAAGUGGUGUUCUAAACGUCCUUGCAGUGCCCUGGUCAUUUUUCGCAAACUUUUCACGCGUUGUAUCUAAAGCACAGAGAAACGAGGACUGUGGAAAAAGAGAUGAGCACAUGUUGUUUUGUUUUUGUCUUAAUUUUUCACUCACCAGCAAUGCCAUCCAGCCAACCCUCGUUGUUCGGUGGCCCAUAUCUGUAAGUGGUGCGUGCUGCUGUGUGUGUGUGUGUGUGUGUGUGUGUGUGUGUGUGUGUGUGUGUGUGUGUGUGUGUGUGUGUGUGUGUGCGUCUUCAGAGGCAGGUCUCUCAAAUGUUGUGGGUGUUGUUGAUGAGAUUGCGUUCACGGUUAUGGACGAGAGAGGAGAUGAGCUCACGUAGUGCCGUCGUCACCGUGCACUCAUUUCAAAUAGGUUACAUUGACUGAGGACUCGAGUGUUUUCAGCAUUUGUUUGGUUGUGCGCAUAUUGGAAGUCACGACUUGUUUACUUGUUAUUUAUUUCCAUUAGCACGGAGCAAUUUGAAGAUCUAAUCUUUAAUUCUACAUGGUAGGCUGAGAGACUGCAGUAAAAGGAUUAAUUAAGAGGCCGAUCGGCCUUAAAGUGUCCCCCGGGGUGCUUUCAUCUCGCUGAGCGGCCCCACUCAGCCGGGUGGUAACUGAUCCGGCUCCUCGCUCCGGGCAGCGGCGCAGCACAUUUGUAGGCAUUUUUUCCUAAGGAGCCCCCUUUCCACUUGAAACUAGAUUAUUAAAAUGCACUCUCGUUAUCAUUUCUCCAAAUGAUCUUCAGUAGUUCUGUUUUCCCCGAGAGAGAAAAUAAAAUGACUAAAGCAAGUGUGGCGGCGCCACAGUAUUGAACCAUCCACACUAACCGCAUUCAUCUUUGGAAACACAAUGGCAGCAAUCAGGCCUCGUAAUAACCAUCACGUGUUUCCAUACGGAGGCAUGAAGCAGUGAGGAUAUUUGUGCUGAGACCACACGUUAUGUUAAGUGCACUUUGUUGCACUUAACCCCCAACUGCACAACCAGAUCAUCCACCUCGACCUCAGCUGCACUUGAAAAAAAACAACCGACAACAUUUCACGCUUGCUGCCUAAAGCAAGAAGCUUUGACGUAUGGUGACAGUUUCUUUGUGUUUUUUUAUCACAGCGUUUUGUCAGUUCUGUAUAAUAACCACGUGUCUGCUGUACAUAGAUCGCUGUCCAUUCUGUACAGUUCUGAUAUUUGUCUAUAUGAAUAGUAGGAUAUGUUUAAUAGUAUAAUCUGUUUGAAGCAGGUAUCAUGUCGAAACUGUGUGACAUCUAUUGGAGACAAUGUGUUAUGGGCCACUGGCAAUACAAACUACGUGUAAAUAGGAUUUUAUUUGUGCUACAUUGUAUAAUUCCUUCAUGCUCGUUCAUAAUACCAGUGAGAAUACAAUCCUUUUUUUUGGCAACUUUUGAUCUGCAGAGGACUUUCUUUGAACAAUGGUGUUUUUCUCUGAAGAGGAGGAAGAAGAAGAAGAAGAAGAAGAAGACAAAGGGAAAUAUGAUCUCCUCUAUCCUCUCCGCUGUGACGGGGAGCUCACGCAGAGACUGUUUGAGAUGCUGCCUGUCCGCAGGAGGACCAUAGACUCUGGAUCUGAUUCGACAGCAGGACCCCUCCUCGCAGACAGGCGUCCGAGCGGCACGGAGGCCGACGCCGCCACUCGACCACUGACUGACCGUAGCCCAUUUUGAUCCUCUCUCAGAUGAAUAACUGUGACUUUGCAUCAUGAAUAGUAUAUUAUUUCGAAUGUAAUCUAGAAGGGUCGGGAACCUUUUUUGAAUGUAAUCUAUUUUUGGGGAGGUGGGGCGGGGGGGGCGGGGAUGGAUUAUUGAUUUUUUUUUUUGUUGUAAAUACAUGGUAAAAGAGAAAAAGAUUACAGUUUUCAUUCUUGUGCAGAUAACAAACAAAUUUUACUUACUUUGUGAAUACAAAGCGAGUGCGUAUGUGUUUAUGUGUGACCAGUGUCUCUGAGAUGGUGCGUGUGCAUUUGCACACGCACCCGUAUGCAGGAGUGCGCGUGUGUGUGUGUGUGUGUGUGUGUGUGUGUGUGUGUGUGAGAGAGAGAGAGAGAGAGUGUGAGUGCGAGCGUGCAUGUGUGCGCGCGUGCGUGUGCUCUUCUGGCAGAUUUAAUCCUGCUGUAAUCAGCCAGUUCUAUCAAUCAAUUCAAUGCUUUGUGCAUCAUGUGAGUAGCUUAUCCACAAUUAAUGGAAAUGUUCCUUGUGAUACUGUGCAUUUAAUAAAGGUGGUAUGUCUUACAAUA